AUGGCACCGCUACACUCCUGGAGGAAGGUCCAUUGGAACUGGGCCUCCACCGACCAGAUACCCGAUAUCAGGAGAGUUCCUACCCAGCAGCUCACCUACCGGGAUGAGAGCGGACGAGACACAUCUCCAGCUCUCGGUCCCCAACUGACCACCCACUACAUCACAGCAAAACGCGGAGAGGUAAAUGCAUCCGCUAGGUAAGAAACAGAAUGAGAGGGUACAACAAGAUCAGCAUGUGGGCAUAGAUGAACUGCUCAUUGACACAUUGCUUAGUCUCACAGAGACACUUCACUACCUACCUUACAUUGUGCCAUGAGCCCAGCCAACAUACCCUCUCACCAGGGUGAAGGCAGGGAAGCCACAAGCCCGGGAGACCAAGCAUGCCCCACAGCUUACUACCUCCAACAGCCCACCAGAGCAGGACCAGGGGAGAAGAGCGACUCACAUGCAAGGACCCAGUGGAGUUAAAUAG
Messenger RNA from Pelobates cultripes (western spadefoot toad), 472 nucleotides. Lineage: Eukaryota; Metazoa; Chordata; Amphibia; Anura; Pelobatidae. The record is from the annotation of a GenBank genome assembly.